Molecule: messenger RNA, 2277 nt
Organism: Hippocampus zosterae (dwarf seahorse)
Lineage: Eukaryota; Metazoa; Chordata; Actinopteri; Syngnathiformes; Syngnathidae
Gene: gpr78a
Product: G protein-coupled receptor 78a
Exons: 3
Coding region: 588-1700 (370 amino acids)
Biological process (GO): adenylate cyclase-activating G protein-coupled receptor signaling pathway
Cellular component (GO): membrane
Molecular function (GO): G protein-coupled receptor activity
Source: RefSeq, a predicted model, not a curated record
CUUCGAGCUCAACGUGACAAUUUUGGCUCUCAAAUAUUAAUUGACAUGCUUAAUAUGAUGCCAGGGCAUGUCUAGCCACUGUAAGUAGUAAACAAUUUCAGAAAUUAAUAUCCCGUGAACAAUUUUAGUCAUAGUAGAAGAUCAUUAUCUUUGCAAAGGCCGAUCAGAUGUUUUUCAGGCAGCUCUAUAUGCAUACAUUGUGUGUCUAUAAAUUGUCAAGCUUGUUGUUGCACUCCCGGGAAAGAAAAGAGCCCAAAUGAUGGUGCAAACACCCCGACAAGCCAAUAUUAAGCGCUGCUUGCAUGAAUAUUGUUCAAGCGUCACAUGAGCCAGCGAGUGGCUGCACGUGCAGAGCGCACGGCAUCUCCAGCGUGAGAGGAGGCGCCGGCUAGUGCGCAUGUUUGAGAGCCACGAGAUAGAAAGAGAGAGAGAGAGCAAGCCACCGUCCACACACUUUUCCUUUGGUGUUUGCUGCAGUUGGCUCACAAUAGGUGAAAACGGAUUCGGAGUCGCUGAGGCAGCUCACACCAGAAGGGAUCAUCAGGUUUGGUGUUUCAGCACUGGACAGCUCUCCACUUGAGUACUUGAUGUGGCAAUCUGGCUCAGCUGAUGGGAAGCUCAGACAUGUAGGACUUUGUUCCACAAGUGCUGCCAAUUUGGAGCCUCGAAUGAUGACCAUCCCCGAGUUCCUCCUGGAAGUGUCCAUCGUGGUGAUGGCUGUUGUUUCCGUGGUGACCAACAUGUCAGUGCUGCUGUGUUUCACCCAGAGCUCAGAGUUGAGGUCCCAUGUCCCGGGAGUCUUUGUCCUGAAUUUGUCUUUUUCCAACAUCCUCCUGGCUUUCAUCAACAUGCCCUCCACCUUUUUCGGGGUGGCCAAAAGCGGAGAGCCCUUUGGGAACUUGUUCUGCCAACUGGUCGGCUUUGCCGAGACUUUCCUCACCACCAACAGCAUGCUGAGCAUGGCGGCUCUCAGCCUGGACAGAUGGAUCGCCGUCAUGUUUCCUCUGAGCUAUUCCAGCAAGAUGCGCUACCGGGAUGCCAUCCUGAUGGUGCUCUACUCCUGGCUACAGUCCCUCACAUUCUCUCUCACUCAGCUGCUCAUGGACUGGGGAGGCUACAGCCCUACGUACGCCUCGUGCACCGUUCACCUGGCCACAGAGGGAAGGUCGCAGCUGGCUGCCUAUGCCACCUUCACCGUGCUGCUCCACUGCAGUAGCUUCACUUUCAGCCUGGCCGUGCUGUGCUUCUCCUACCUCAAAGUUUUGAGAGUGGCCAAGUCCCACUGCAAGAGGAUCGACGUCAUCACAGUGCAGACUCUGCUCCUGUUGGUUGACAUUCACCCCAGUGUGAAAGAAAGGUGUUUGGCAGAACAGAAGAAGAGGAGGCAGAGGGCCACGAAGAAAAUCUGCAUUUUCAUCGGUUCCUUCGUCUUCUGCUAUUCACCAUAUGUUAUAACAAGGUUAGUGGAGUUGUUGCCCUCUGUGCACAUCCCGCAGUACUGGGGCAUCACCACAAAAUGUUUGUGCUACGCAAAGGCUUCAAGCGAUCCCUUUGUCUACUGUCUCCUGCGACAUCAGUACAGAAAGGUCCUGAUACGUAUCAUCGGCUGCUUUCUGAGAAAGGAUCAUUACUUGCUGUCUGCCAGCAGCUGGAGCAGCACAUUUGAUACCACAGAGGACAAUUGCGCCAGAACAACAUGAAUUCAGUGUGCAGCUCCUUCUAAUGAGGCGGCAACUUGCACCCCUUCUGCUCAAUGUUUGUCUGGAAGUAGGUCCAGAGCAGAUGGAAGGGAACCCGUACGUUGCUCAAGGACACUUCCACUGAGGGCUUGGUGCUUUGUGAAGACAAAGUGUGACCAUUUUAUUUAUUUAUUUUUUUGUGUCAAGGACAUGGAACAAUGUAUGCCGAAUGCAGGCACGCACAGUUGUGAUGUGUGUCAACCAUCCUUUGAAACUCUACAGACUGUUGAUUUCCAUAGGGCUGAUCAGUUUGCCUGCAGAGGCACUUCCAAGGACUUCUUCAUACAAGCAAAUGUACACAUUAUACAGUACGCGUUUACAUCAUCAAUGUUAUUGUACUGCACACUAACCAACUAUGUUGAAUUUGUAAAGAAAUGUUAUUUCAUUGCAUAGUAUCACAUUCCAUAGACUCAGACAACAAUGAAAUUGACAUGGAAUAUUGUGUCCAGUGCCAUGCGUUUGAAAUUGUAUGAUUGUACCAUAUGACAACACAAAUGCCUGUUUAAAGAAUAAACUGGCACUUAAUCAAGUAAAAACA